Molecule: messenger RNA, 837 nt
Organism: Podospora anserina S mat+
Lineage: Eukaryota; Fungi; Ascomycota; Sordariomycetes; Sordariales; Podosporaceae
Exons: 1
Coding region: 1-837 (278 amino acids)
Molecular function (GO): hydrolase activity
Source: RefSeq, a predicted model, not a curated record
AUGAUGCAACGAUACGGCUUCCCUCCCCCCGACCCGACCAUAAUCACCGAGACAGUCCAUCUCGGCGACUUCUCGGUCCGGACUUACACCCCCAACGACGCCAGUGACGCCAAUCUCCCUCUCGGGGUCUACUUCCACGGAGGCGGCUUCGUCAUGGGCAGCGUCGAGCAAGAAGAUGGCUUCGCCCGCGCCCUAAGCAAGAAUGCCCAGAUGAGGAUCGUCAGCGUCGGGUAUCGACUCGCGCCCGAGUUCAAGUUCCCGACUGGGUUGAACGACGGGGUGGCUGCUGCCGUUUGGGCCCUCGAUCACUUUGGUGCUGACGAGAUUACCUUGAUGGGGACUUCUAGCGGUGGCAAUCUUGCGUUUGGGGUCGGGCUGAAGCUCAUUGAGAUGAUGGGUAUGCGGGAUAGGGUCAAGGGAGUGGUGGCGUUGGCUCCGGUGACGGUUCACCCUGAUGCUGUGCCGCUGGACAAGAGGGAGGGUUAUACCUCGUAUGACGAGAAUGACGAGUACACGGUCAACAGCAAGUCGGCGAUGCUAUCCUGGUUGGACACGUAUGGUGGCACGCCGGAGGAUCCAUAUCUGUCUGUUCUUCUUCACCCCCGCCUCGGGGAUUUGAAGAAGGUAUACGUGACCGAGUCUGGGGCGGAUACGCUGCGAGAUGACGCAAGGCUCAUGAAGGAUAGUCUUGAGGAAGCUGGCGUGGCGGUUCUGUACGAUGCUUAUCCUGGUUAUCCGCACUACUCGUGGUUGUUCCCUUGCAAGAGUCUUGCGGAGCAUCAAAAGGUAUUCUGGGGAAACAUGUUCAAGGGAAUUCAUUGGGUGGCCAGUGACUAG